Molecule: messenger RNA, 1638 nt
Organism: Pieris macdunnoughi
Lineage: Eukaryota; Metazoa; Arthropoda; Insecta; Lepidoptera; Pieridae
Source: the annotation of a GenBank genome assembly
AUGGAAGUGACUCGCAAUAAUUUUAAAGAGGUGCUGCCUCUAGUAUCUGAAUCUAUUGAAGAAGCAGACUUUCUCGUAAUUGACGCCGAGUUCACGGGUUUAAUAAAUGGCAAAGACGUGUCUAUGUUUGAUUCUCCUGAAGAGUACUAUCUGACACUGUUAAACGGUUCUACAGAGUUUCUUUUAAUACAGUUCGGGUUAUGUGCAUUUACUUGGGAUGAGAAGACGAAAAAAUACCAGAACGAUGCGUAUAACUUCUACUUAUAUCCCAGGGGGCGCCCAGGACCUGACAAAAUGUUUCUGUGCCAAAGUUCUAGUUUGGAUUUUCUUGCUUCACAAGGUUUCGACUUUAAUAAAUUGAUUAGAGAAGGUAUAUCAUAUAUGACAGAACCAACAGAGACUAGGCUUAGAGAAAACCUGACUGAAAGGCAAAAAUCAUACUCCAAUGACAAGGGAACAAUAACUAUUCCUGAUGAGUGUAAAGCUCAGAUUGAAGAUAUCUGUAAGAAAGUUGGUGUAUUUGUCAAAGAGAAUAAGACAAAUGAGAUGGAAGUUGAUAGAUGUAAUGCAUUUGUGCGACGGCUGCUCUUCCAAGAGCUGGGCUCACGAUUUAAAAAUGAUGUGUUCUUGGAAACUAAAGUUUUGGAGAAUAAAGACAGGAUUUUAAAAGUAACUCGAAUGUCAUCAUCAGACGAAAGGAAGAAUAAGGAUGACGAGAAGAAAGAGAAAGAAUGGGAAGAUUUAGAAGAAGCCGUUGGAUUCUCGAAAAUUGCUAGAUUAAUUAGUCAAUCGGGAAAACUAGUUAUAGGCCACAAUAUGUUACUCGAUCUCCUACACACAUUGAACCACUUCUUCCAACCAUUGCCAGUUGAUUAUCCAUCCUUCAAAGAAUUUGCACACUGCAUGUUCCCGAGGAUAUUGGAUACGAAAUACAUGUCAAGUUUACCGCCAUUUAAAGAUAAGGUAAACUCAAGUAUUCUUCAGCAUCUUCUAGCCACGUUAUCCGAGCCACCAUUUUCACUGCCAGAUAUAGGUUCAGUCGAUGGACGGGGUUACUGUCAAACAGAUGACAAGCAACACGAGGCGGGCUAUGACGCAUACGUCACCGGUCUUUGUUUCUUAUCUAUGCACGCUCAUCUAGCACGCAUGCGCGGCGAAGAGUCACGACGGGUGACAGCUGACAGCGCGCUAUUACGGCCCUUCAUAAACAAAGUGUUUUUGGCAAAAACUGCGUAUCAGGACUCGCCGUAUAUAAACCUCGCUGGUGUUGAUCCAUCACCUUCAAGGGAGCAUGUCUUCCAUUUGACGUUUCCAAAGGAUUGGCAGAGGAAUGACAUUAACCAAUUGUUUAGCGCUUAUGGUCAAAUAUUGGUACAGUUUUUGGACGAAACAUCCGCGUUGGUGGCUUUAACCCGUCGGGAUCUUGCCAAAACAGUUGUACGUGCGUUCGCCAAUAAUAAGAAAGUAGUUCUUGAACCGUUUAUUAAAUAUAAGGGACUUCAUGCCAAGGCGUUGCAGUUACAAGCUGCAGAGGGGCGAGAGGAGUCUACGCCGCUGUAUGUGAAAGUGUGCGUAGCUUUCUUCAUUAUAUUAGCUGUGUGGAUGUGUGUGAGUGUGAAUGACGGCAUAGAGUUGUAA